This is a messenger RNA of Vicia faba (fava bean), 441 nucleotides long. NCBI's taxonomy places the organism in Eukaryota, Viridiplantae, Streptophyta, Magnoliopsida, Fabales, Fabaceae. The record is from the annotation of a GenBank genome assembly.
AUGAUUCAGGCAACAACAAAGACUAAAAAGGCUCAUAAAAAGAAGAAAACAUUAGAUGCUAAUGUAGAACAACCAGCGGCCAAUGUGGAACAACCAGCUAUCAAUGUGGAACAACCAUCUACCAAUGUAGAAUCAGCAACACAGGCUUCUGGUUUGGACAAGUAUUAUGACUGGGAUGAUGAGACAUUGGAAGCAUUUAUGAGUAAUGAUAAGGUCAAGAGAAUGAUACCAAAGAACAAGGUGAAGAAAAAUGAUGAUUUGACAUGUGCAAGAAGUAAGAGUGACAAACUAAGGAAACUGAAAACAAGAGACAUAGUUGGCCCUGGUAAAGAACCUGAUGAUCCAUUGGUGAUUAUUGAAGAGGAAACCACGGUAUAUGUCCUUGGUGGUGCUAAGACAUCAAAAAGUUGGGCAGACAUUCGCAAGGGCCUUACACGAUGA